AUGAACUCCAUCGCCCAGCUUGCUGCCCGCUCUGCACGCGUCAAUGGCGCCUCUGCAUUGCGACAGGCAAACCCAAUCGCUCGCCGAGCUUUCACAAAUGGCCCAACAACCUCAAUCUCUCGCUUCCAGCCAUCCACCAACAAGUCUGGUCUGCUCUCCAACAACGCCAUGCUCCGCAACGCAUGCUCCAACUUCACCCGCGGCCAAUCGCGUGGCGUCGUCACCGAGACCAUCACCGUUGGAGCCGCCAUCCUAGGUGCCGGUAAACUCAUCGGAGCUGGAGCCGCCGCUGCAGGACUCAUCGGUGCUGGAACUGGCAUUGGCACGGUCUUUGGAUCCCUCAUCACGGGCGUUGCACGGAACCCAGCACUCCGGGGACAAUUGUUCUCGUAUGCCAUUCUGGGCUUUGCGUUUGCUGAGGCCACCGGCUUGUUCGCCCUGAUGGUUUCAUUCUUGAUUCUGUUCGCUGUGUAA
Messenger RNA from Lachnellula hyalina, 474 nucleotides. RefSeq names its product ATP synthase subunit 9, mitochondrial. Bases 1 to 474 code for a protein of 157 amino acids. Gene Ontology annotation, molecular function: proton transmembrane transporter activity. Lineage: Eukaryota; Fungi; Ascomycota; Leotiomycetes; Helotiales; Lachnaceae. The transcript has 2 exons. Gene Ontology annotation, biological process: proton transmembrane transport; proton motive force-driven ATP synthesis. The record is from RefSeq and is a predicted model, not a curated record.